Penicillium psychrosexuale is the source of this 597-nucleotide messenger RNA. Its product is annotated as peptidyl-tRNA hydrolase domain protein. The record is from RefSeq and is a predicted model, not a curated record. Gene Ontology annotation, molecular function: translation release factor activity. Gene Ontology annotation, cellular component: mitochondrial large ribosomal subunit. Bases 1 to 597 code for a protein of 198 amino acids. The transcript has 2 exons. Gene Ontology annotation, biological process: mitochondrial translational termination. Lineage: Eukaryota; Fungi; Ascomycota; Eurotiomycetes; Eurotiales; Aspergillaceae.
AUGUAUCGCCAAUGGCGUAUACCCUGCAUUCGGGCACUACCCUUGAGAAGGUUUGCAUCUCAAGCCGAACAAGAUGUACAACUAGCCAGGGAUUGGCUUAAAACCCUCAAUUCCAAGACCAUCCCCCGCAACAUCUGCGAGGUCUCUUUCAGUCGGUCCAGCGGGCCGGGCGGGCAAAAUGUGAACAAGGUCAACUCCAAGGCCACCUUGAAAGUCCCAUUGGACGCCUUGCUGCCCUUAGUUCCCCGUCUGAUACACCAUCCACUACGCACUUCCCGAUAUGCCGCCGAAAGAGCCCAAUGCCUAGUUAUCCAGUCGGACGAGGAGCGGAAACAGUCUAGCAACGUGGAAUCCUGCUUUGACAAGCUCUAUCAGCUAUUGCAGAGCUCGGCUAAGGAGGUGAUCCCCGGGGAAACAUCUCAAGAGCAAAGAAAUCGCGUGCAAAAAUUGUACGUUCACUUUUUUCAUGGAAGCGAUCGAGCAAAUCUGACAAAAAAAAAACACAGGCAAAGGGCUCAAAAUGAGGGUCGGAUUAAAGACAAGAAACAGCACAGCGACAAGAAAAGUAGUCGCCGGGGAAGCAAAUACGAUGAUUGA